This is a messenger RNA of Aspergillus tanneri, 1584 nucleotides long. RefSeq lists its product as uncharacterized. Gene Ontology annotation, cellular component: membrane. Gene Ontology annotation, molecular function: carbohydrate:proton symporter activity. Bases 1 to 1584 code for a protein of 527 amino acids. The transcript is spliced from 3 exons. NCBI's taxonomy places the organism in Eukaryota, Fungi, Ascomycota, Eurotiomycetes, Eurotiales, Aspergillaceae. Gene Ontology annotation, biological process: carbohydrate transport; transmembrane transport. The record is from RefSeq and is a predicted model, not a curated record.
AUGCUUGAUACUGGAGAUAAAUCGUCAGUUAAGCAUGAACACAUCAUCUCCUCGCCAGCCACCCCCAGCAAGACUCCCUCUCUCAUAACCUCGUGCAAACGAUCCCCCAAGAUAGCCGCAUACUGUCUCGCCUUGACCUCGGGGAUCCUGUUAUAUGGUUAUGACCUCGUAAUUGUGGGAAAUGUAUCAUCGAUGCCAGAAUUCCAACGGGAUUUCGGUCGCAAACUCGACGGCAGCUUGAUCAUCCCUUCUCUUUGGCUGGGCCUCUGGAACGCUGGGAACCCCAUCGGGGGAAUAUUUGGCUCCCUCACUGGAGGAUUCGUACAGGAUCGUACGGGUCGCCCAUUUUCACUAGCUCUCGCGAGCAUCAUCUCCGCUGCAGCAGUCGCAGUGGCCUACGUCUCGAACCUCCCUAGUGAUAUUGACUCUCGCCGAUCUGUCUUCCUGGUUGCCAAGAUCGUUCAGGGGUUCGCUGUCAACAUGAUUAUGUGUACCACACAAACGUACAUGUCGGAGGUGCUUCCCCCCGCGCUACGAGGUCCGAUCCUAGCAUUCUUCCCCUUAUUCACGUUGCUGGGACAGCUGAUAGGUAGCGUGGUCGUCUUCACAUCCCUGGAUGCCCCGGGGUCCAGUGGAUACGAGAGAUGUAUCGGGUCGCAAUGGGCGUUCUCGGCUAUUCCCUUCAUCGUUUCGAUUAUUCUACCUGAAAGUCCAACGUAUCUCGUUCGUAAAAACCGAAUAGACGCUGCGAGGAAGGCACAGCGACGAUUAGAUUCAGCCUCUGUUGAUUCGGAUGCGAACUUGGCGCAAGUACGCCUAUCCCUGAGUCUGGAAACCGAAGGAAAUGGCAAUCAAGAAGGGAGCUAUAUCGAAUGUUUCCGUGGCGCUAACCGCCGACGCACCAUGAUUGUUUUGUUUGCCAACUUGAUCCCUCAGUUCUUCGGGUUAGCGCUAUUAGCCAAGGCUAGUUAUUUUUUGCAAACUGUCGGCAUGGGAGCUACCAACAGUCUCCUGUUCCUACAGGUUGGUAUCGCACUAGGUCUGGUUGCUAAUAUAGUGAGUAUGUGGACGCUGAUCAAAUUUGGUCGUGUGCCUCUCAUGCUGGUGGGUCUGUUCAUCUCAACCAUCCUCUGGACCGCCAUGGGAAUUGUCGGCUGUUUUCAGGGAAUAGUUACAGUCUGGUGGACUGCCGUCAGUUUAAUGGUGGUGAUCAUGACCUGUGGUUUCAGUGCCUGGCCCGCAUCAUACGUCGUCGCAGCAGAGGCAUCUGCUCUUCGUUUGCGCGGAAAGACUCAGGGUUUAGGCUGGCUGGUAAAUGGCCUCUCUACCGGGGUCUUCGGUCUCGUUUUGCCUUACAUAUUCAACCCAGAUGAAGGCGCUCUUCGCGCCAAAACAGGAUUCGUAUUUACUGGAUUCUGUGCGAUAGCCUUGGUCGGGACCUGGUUCAUCGUUCCGGAAAUGAAGGAUCGGAAGCCCAUGGAGAUAGACCGUAUGUUUGAGAUGGGACUACCUGCACGACAAUUCAAGUCUUGGUCCCGGUCAUUCCCGGAUGAAGAGGACGAACCUGUCCAGACUUCUGUCUGA